This is a messenger RNA of Cicer arietinum (chickpea), 2897 nucleotides long. The record is from RefSeq and is a predicted model, not a curated record. Lineage: Eukaryota; Viridiplantae; Streptophyta; Magnoliopsida; Fabales; Fabaceae.
GUCUCUUUCCACAUACAACAACUUAAAUAUACCUUUAUUUCCAUAUUAUACAUUUACCGAAUAAACAGUUCCCAUUUUUAUUCAAAGUUGGAAACAACAUGCCUCAGUUGCUACAUGGGACGCUUAAGGUAAUCAUAAGUGAAGUUGAUAGGUUGCAAACUCGAUGUAAUUUGGAUUUCUGUCGCAAGGGCACAACACGCAAGGGGAAGAGAUUUCUAGCCCAAGUCAAAGGUUGUAUAUUUUGUAGGCCGGAGAUUGUCGGGACAAGACUCUAUGCAACAGUGGAUUUAGACAAAGCAAGAGUUGGAAGAACAAGAAUGAUAGGAAACCAACCUACAAACCCCAAAUGGAAUGAAACUUUUGAAAUUUAUUGUGCUCAUUACAUAUCAAACAUUAUAUUCACAAUAAAAGAUGAUAACCCAAUUGGAGCAACUCUAAUUGGAAGAGCUUACAUCCCUUCUGAGAAACUUCUCAAAGGACCAAUAAUUGACAGAUGGAUCGAAAUAUUAGAUGAAGAAGAUCAUCGUCCUAUACCAGGUGGUUCCAAAAUUCGUGUCACCAUGCAAUUCUCAAGUGUCAUUGAAGACACAAAAAUAAUAUGGUCUAAGGGAAUAAACAUGCCAUUUUUUGGUGUUCCUCGUACAUUUUUUGAUCAAAGACAAGGUUGUAGUGUUACUUUAUACCAAGAUGCUCAUGCUUCUGAUAGUAAUCAUACAUGGAUUCCAAUAUCAGGAACAAAAUACCAUGUUCCUAGAAGAUGUUGGGAAGAUAUUUAUAAUUCAAUUAUGGAUGCUAAAUAUUUUAUUUACAUAAGUGGUUGGUCUGUUCACACUGAAAUAACCUUAAUAAGGGAUCAAAACAUGUCAACAACAAAAAAUGUAACACUUGGAGAAUUACUUAAGACAAAAGCUAACGAAGGUGUUAAUGUUCUUAUGCUUGUUUGGGAUGACAGAACCUCUGUUCCUGCUUUUAAGGAAGAUGGUUUGAUGGCAACACAUGAUCAAGAAACUGCUCACUACUUUAGAGGCACAAAGGUUCAUUGUGUUUUGUGUCCAAGGAAUCCUGAUAAUGGAAGAAGUAUGGUUCAAGGUUUUGAAAUUUCAACUAUGUUCACUCAUCAUCAAAAGACUAUUGUUGUUGAUGGACAUGUUAAGAAAUCACUAAAGAGAAAUGUUAUAAGUUUCAUAGGUGGAAUUGAUUUAUGUGAUGGAAGAUAUGAUACAAUGGAACAUCCUUUGUUUUCAACAUUGAAUACAAUUCAUCAUGAUGAUUUUCAUCAACCAAAUUUCUUAAAUGCUUCUAUUAAAAAAGGUGGUCCUAGAGAACCAUGGCAUGAUAUUCAUUGUAAGCUAGAAGGACCUAUUGCAUGGGAUGUUUUGUAUAAUUUUGAACAAAGGUGGGAAAAGCAAGUUGGUAAGCAAUUUUUAUUCUCAAUUGAAGUGCUUGAUCAAAUUCUAAUUCAUCCUUCUGAUUCGAUGAUAUCGCAAAAAGACGACAAUACUUGGAGUGUUCAAUUGUUUAGGUCUAUUGAUGGUGGUGCUGUUGUUAAUUUCCCUCAAUCACCAAAUGAAGUUUUUGAAUUAGGCCUUGUUAGUGGAAAAGAUAAUGUCAUUGAUAGAAGUGUUCAAGAUGGUUAUGUAAAUGCUAUUAGGAGAGCCAAAAACUUCAUCUACAUUGAAAAUCAGUAUUUUAUAGGUAGUUCAUAUGGUUGGCAUGGAAAUGAUAUUAAAGUUGAAGAUAUUGGUGCUUUGAAUCUAAUACCAAAGGAACUUUCAUUGAAGAUUGUAAGCAAAAUUGAAGCAGGAGAGAGGUUUGUAGUGUAUGUGGUGAUACCAAUGUGGCCAGAAGGUAUACCAGAAAGUGAUUCAGUUCAAGCAAUAUUAGAUUGGCAAAGAAGGACUAUGGAGAUGAUGUAUUGUGACAUUGCUGAUGCAAUAAAAAAGAAGAAAAUUGAAGCACACCCUCGUGAUUAUUUGAAUUUUUACUGUCUUGGCAAAAGGGAGAGUAAGAAAGAUGGAGAGUAUGUCCCUACAGAGGAACCAGAGGCUAAUAGUGACUAUCAUAGAGCACAAAAAUCUAGGAGGUUCAUGAUCUAUGUUCAUUCAAAGAUGAUGAUAGUGGAUGAUGAAUACAUAAUCAUUGGUUCAGCAAACAUCAACCAAAGAUCAAUGGAUGGUGGAAGAGACACAGAGAUUGCAAUGGGAGCUUUCCAACCACAUCAUCUAGCAUCAAGUGGCCCACCAAGACCACAAGGUCAAAUUUAUGAGUUCAGAAGAGCAUUAUGGUAUGAACAUAUUGGUGAUAAUAGUGUUCUAUUUGAUGAGCCUGAAGGUGUGGAAUGUGUGAGACUUCUCAAUCGUAUUGGUGAAAGGAAUUGGGAAUUAUAUUCUAAGGAUAUAUUAGAUCAAAGUGUAACUACUCAUCUUUUGAGAUAUCCUCUACAUGUGGCUGAAGAUGGAAGUGUAACAUCACUUCCAGGGAUGCAAUAUUUUCCUGAUACCAUGGCUUUCAUUCUUGGUUCAAAAUCUGAUUUGCUUCCUCCUAUACUUACCACCUAGAUAACGGAUUCAGAUAACCGGUUCUUAGACAUAUCUGAAUCAUCUAAUCAAGGUUGGAUGGUUCAAAUUUUAAGUUUAAAUUUAAAAUUAAAAAAUAAUUAAAAUUUAAUCUUAAAAUAUAAACUGUUUAAUCUUGAUCGGUUCAAACAUGGAAUAAUUAAAACAUCUGUGUCAAAUCUAAAUCCUUAAAUAAUAUGGAAUAAUUAAUUAUGAUAUAAACAUGUUAUAUGUAUUCAUUCAAAAUAAACAAACUUCAACUUUGAUGAUGUGGUGUAAUCAAGAGGAGUUGUGUAUUAAUGAAAAGUUAAUAAUGUCAUUUUCCUCAUGAGACCCUUCAUA